UCCAGCUCAGCCUAGAAGGUCCGGUUCUCCGCGCCAUCGUGCUGGUCUGCUCCCAGAUGCUAGGAGUCCUGCCCCGCGCGCUGCGCCUCCGGCGCCCCUGGAGGUCCCUGGGGUACCGGGGCUGCGCCUCUCACUCGGCGACCAGGACACCCGAAAUCCAAGUGCAGGCGCUGACAGGUCCCAACCAAGGAAUCACUGAGAUUCUGAUGAACAGACCUCAUGCCCGCAAUGCCCUGGGGAAUGUGUUUGUCAGUGAGCUGCUGGAAGCUCUGGCCCAGCUUCGGGAAGACCAGCAAGUCCGGGUCCUGCUCUUCAGAAGUGCAGUGAAGGGCGUGUUCUGUGCAGGUGCGGACCUGAAGGAGCGGGAGCGGAUGAGUGCCGUGGAGGUGGGGACCUUUGUCCAGCGGCUCCGAGGCCUGAUGAGUGAGAUUGCAGCCUUCCCUGCGCCUACCAUUGCAGCCAUGGACGGGUUUGCCUUAGGCGGGGGCUUGGAACUUGCCCUGGCCUGUGACCUCCGAAUUGCAGCUUCCUCGGCUGUCAUGGGGCUAAUUGAGACCACUCGAGGACUUCUCCCAGGAGCAGGAGGGACUCAGAGGCUGCCCCGCUGUCUGGGCGUGGCCCUAGCGAAGGAGCUCAUCUUCACAGGCCGGCGACUGAGUGGGGCACAGGCCCAUGAGUUGGGCCUGGUAAAUCAUGCUGUGGCUCAGAACGAGGAGGGUAAUGCUGCCUACCACCGGGCCCUGGCACUGGCACAGGAGAUCCUGCCUCAGGCUCCCAUUGCUGUGCGCCUGGGCAAAGUUGCCAUCGACCGAGGAAUGGAGGUGGACAUUGCAUCAGGGAUGGCCAUUGAACAGAUGUGCUAUGCCCAGAACAUCCCAACCCAGGACCGGCUGGAAGGAAUGGCAGCCUUUAGGGAGAAACGACCCCCCAAAUUUGUGGGCAAGUGACACAGCUAACUUUAAGCAUACACCAUAAAGCCUAGAUCCAGAGAAAAGUUCAUAGCAGGCUAGCUCUCUUCAGUUUCUUCACAAGGACAAUAACAGACAUUGUGAUUGGUAUGGUGCCGAAAACCAAGUUGUUGACCAUGCCACGCACUGCCACCUUCCAUAUUGCUCACCUUGGCUAGGGACUGGGAUCCAGGCCUGCCUGGUUCUCUGCACUCAAACAAACUUUGGGUCUGUGUCACUGACUCUGAUCACCAUGGAUGGGCCAGGGAGGACACCUUCACUUCCUCUCAGAGUAAAUCCAGCCAGGUUUAAUUGAGUUAAGUGUCAAAAGCCAGCCCUCAGAUUCCAGCUCUUUGUAGGUAACUCAGGGGAAAUUUGGGACAAACCAGAACUCAGCAUUUCUGAUUUGGAUGUAUCAUAUUGUUCUGAUGACUUAAUAUCCUCGUGUUGAAUAAACAUGCUGCAACUAU
Messenger RNA from Mastomys coucha (southern multimammate mouse), 1417 nucleotides. It is a transcript of the gene Echdc2, whose product is annotated as enoyl-CoA hydratase domain containing 2. Lineage: Eukaryota; Metazoa; Chordata; Mammalia; Rodentia; Muridae. Gene Ontology annotation, molecular function: enoyl-CoA hydratase activity. Gene Ontology annotation, biological process: fatty acid beta-oxidation. The coding region runs from base 57 to 947 and encodes 296 amino acids. The transcript is spliced from 10 exons. The record is from RefSeq and is a predicted model, not a curated record. Gene Ontology annotation, cellular component: mitochondrion.